UGUGACUCGACACAAUCCUGUCUCGGAGUCUUUAUUAUCGAAGAUGCCCAAAUAAUAAUUUAUAGUUGAACGAAAAUAUGAUACAAGUUGAGCCAACUGAACAUUUUAAGUUCAGGUAACACAUUGAUCGAAAAGUUGAGUAAACUGAAAAAGUAUGUGGAAUCAGUUACUUAAUAAUAAUGAGUUGGAACAAUUAACAAAUUCUUACAGUGCUUCUUGUGUCUGAUUUACGAUAAUCCCCCGACAACCCCCCUGGUCACAGGUCUUCAGUCUAAUGUGAAGUGUAUUUAUCUACUUCACUCUGUUCCUCUAAGCCAAGCACAAGAGAAAUGGUUGAUUCUUCUACAUCUGGGUAUUCAGUGUGUGUUCUGGAGCCAGAAUGCAUAUUUUUCAGAACCUCACACAAAUUGCACUGAUAUAAACACUGAUAAGAAAAAGCAAGCUGUCUCCCUCCUUUGUAUACAGCAGUACAGUGUCUAAAGACAAUUUUCUCCUUUGGGACAUUAAAAUAUCCUAAAGACAGUGUUGUGAUUGUGACUCAUUUGCAUGUAUUUUGCAUAGUCUCACACACCUCAGCUGACUCUGCAGUAGAUUCCCACUGAUCCGGUUCUCUUCCCUAGAGAAUGGCUACAGUCAACUUCUAGGCAACUGGAUGGUGCAAUUUCUCUCUCUCUCUCUCUCACACACACACACACUGAUUUCCUAAAAUCAAGAGGUGGAAAUGCAAUUAAGUUUUAGUGUCUUUAGUGGUGCCCCACCCAUCAAACAAUGAAUGCAAUGCAUGAACACCCAUACGAAAGGCUAUCUCCAGGCUGAAAACAACCCGGACAGGACUGUUGUGUCUCUGGGGCUUGUGUCAUUUCUUAACCAAGGUGAGUUGUUGCCCUGGGCAGAGAAUCAGACAAAGGAAUGUAAACAGACUAGAGUGACCAGAGCCAUAAGUGUGGUAUUUUAUAUCACUUGCACUUCUAGAGGCCUAACAAAGGCUUCCAAACUGGUAUUCACUGAUUUGCUGUAAUAUGUAAACACAAUUCCAAGCGGCCAACCUGCUGGCACCAAUCCCAUACAAUUAUGGUAAAAUACUGUAAAAUGCAAACCCCAUCUCCUUAAUUAAUUUAAUUAAUUUAUCCAUCAUUAAUUAAUUAUUUACAAUUACCAUACAAAUAUUACAGUAAUGCACUGUACUGUUGUUUUACAGUAACUUACAGGCAGACAGUUGCUUGUAAGCUACCAUAAAAACGACAGCAAAAAAGAUCACAGUAACAUUAUUGGAUACUGUAAAAUAUGGUACAGUAACAUACUGUACCUUUUUUAUGGUAACUUACAGGCAACUGGCUGCCUGUAAAUUACAGUAAAAACAACAGGAAAGGUUUUACAGUGUACACAGGUGACUGCUCAAUGAAUAUGAAACACAUUAAUUCAGUGCAUGCAGAGGCGCGCCGAGAUUUACACGUAGGUCUCUACAGCGGCUUAACAAACGGUGCUUCCAAUGUGCGCAACGUAAAGAUAAGGCGACAGUAUUUGGUAAUAUCCCCGGAGGAGCCCUCCAAGUCGUCACCAUAGUCCAUACGCCUCCUGUUGUUGCUUUACUUCCUCUGUUAAACUGAUAUUGUCUUGCUUCAACAACACACUGGUCUGUUCGCACUUCAGGCGCGGGACAGCAUGACUGGCGGACUCAAGGACGGCGAAACUGACGAGGGAUUUCUGCAUUCGCCGUUCAUCAGGAAACAAGGGAACAUAUACAAACCUAAUAACAAAGACAUGGAUAACGACAGUAUGAGCGGGAUGAAGACGAUGCAGGACAUCCACACGAAAGAGAUCGACCUGGUGAACCGGGACCCCAAGUACUUAAACGACGACGUUGUCAAGGUGGAGUUUGAGGAUGUGAUCGCCGAGCCUGCAGGGACGUACAGCUUUGACGGCGUGUGGAAGGCUAGCUUCACCACCUUCACGGUGACCAAGUACUGGUGCUACCGUCUCCUCACCGCCCUGGUGGGCAUCCCGCUGGCACUGGUCUGGGGCAUCUUCUUCGCCAUCCUGUCAUUCAUCCACAUCUGGGCAGUGGUGCCUUGCAUCAAGAGCUAUCUGAUCGAGAUCCACUGUGUCAGCCGUGUCUACUCCAUCUGCAUCCACACCUUCUGCGAUCCUCUGUUUGAGGCCAUGGGCAAGUGCUUCAGCAGCGUCCGCAUCAGCACCACCAAGGAGGUGUAGAGAAGAGGAUGAAGGAGAAGAGGAAAAGUAAUGGAGGAUGAGGGGAGGAUGGUGGGAAUGAGGUGAGGGCUGGAAACCAUAACAUAUUGUAAAGGGAGAGAAGUAACCUGAAGAAACAGAAAUAAAAGAGAGGGAGCAACCUUUUUGAUAAAAGAAGAGGUGAGACAUUUCUAGAGCUGUGGGCGGGAUGUUGGCGUUGAGGGGGUAGAGUCACAGAGAGAGCACCUGGUCCCGCCGCUCUUUCUCCGUCUCCCUCGACGACGAUGGUUUCUCUCUCCAGUGCUGGUUUAACCAACAGGGACACAGGAUUAUGUCGAGGGUCAUUCCUUGGGGUCUUUGUUUUUAUUUAGUUUUUUUGUUAGGGUUGUUUAUAAUUGCAGGAGCACCACCACGCUAGCCCCCCUAACCCCACCCCCAUCCCCACUCCAUUAUUCCUUCCAUUGUUCCGAAAUGUUGUGUGAUCCACUCUAUGAUUAUAGCUUGUUGAAUGAAGGGUAUGAUUGAUUGAAUUAUUGACUGAUUGAUUAGUUAGUUAAUUGAUUGAUAGGCUCAUAUGAUGGAUGUUGGUGUCCUCUCUGCUGGGCUUGUGUGCCUAUUUUUGGGAGGGUAAUGGUUUGGGUGCGGGAAAGGAAAGGGAUAUCCCUAUGCCUGUUUGGAGAGAGUUGACAAAUCCCACCUGACACAGCACAAAAUCCUAGAGACAAAACCCUCUCAGUCCCCCUACCCCCACCUGACCCUCUCUCACACCCUCCACCCCCCUAUGCCUGCCCUGCCUCCCAGUCUGAAACACUGGACCUGCCCUUGUUUCUGCAUGCAUCACCACCCCUCUACAAAGCCACCGAGCCAACCAACACACUGCUGUCAUUCUGUAUGCCCUGACAGACAGACAGACAGACAGCUAUAAGACAACCUCGCUCACAGAGCCUGCAUUCUACUCAGCCCAGUACCACAUAAUGAUAUCAAAAUCACUCUCUCCAUCAACACUCUGUUCUGUUCCAGCUCCAAUCCAAGCAAGAGAGACGAAAUUCUAUGACAACAAUCAAGUCUUCGAUCGAAACAGCCUUCAUGGUAUAUACUGUUUUUCUAUGUGACGGAGAAUGUUUGCCUUUGAAUCUCAGAGAAAUAUCACUUGAACUUUGUUUCAUUGCAUUCACACCUAGGGAUCUUGUGCUUUGUUUGCCCAAUGUAUGCACAUUUUGAGUUGCAUUGUCAUGUCUUUUUUUUCAUUUCUUUUUUUUAUUCCCCAAUGAGUUUUGAGUUUAAUCCCUGAUUGAAUAGUUUGGUCUGGUGUAGAGUUCUGUUUAUUGACUGUCGACCACAGGAGGCUGCUGAGGGGAGGACGGCUCAUAAUAAUGUCUGGAAUGGAGUAAAUGGAAUGGUAUCAAACAC
Molecule: messenger RNA, 3600 nt
Organism: Coregonus clupeaformis (lake whitefish)
Lineage: Eukaryota; Metazoa; Chordata; Actinopteri; Salmoniformes; Salmonidae
Product: caveolin-1
Exons: 3
Coding region: 1663-2211 (182 amino acids)
Biological process (GO): negative regulation of endothelial cell proliferation; caveola assembly; negative regulation of protein tyrosine kinase activity
Cellular component (GO): Golgi apparatus; perinuclear region of cytoplasm; cytoplasmic vesicle
Molecular function (GO): molecular adaptor activity; transmembrane transporter binding; protein kinase binding
Source: RefSeq, a predicted model, not a curated record